Molecule: messenger RNA, 3010 nt
Organism: Toxotes jaculatrix (banded archerfish)
Lineage: Eukaryota; Metazoa; Chordata; Actinopteri; Toxotidae
Product: cyclin-dependent kinase 17-like
Exons: 18
Coding region: 331-1908 (525 amino acids)
Biological process (GO): exocytosis; neuron projection development; protein phosphorylation
Cellular component (GO): nucleus; cytoplasm; synaptic vesicle
Molecular function (GO): protein kinase activity; ATP binding
Source: RefSeq, a predicted model, not a curated record
UCCACACAGCAGCAGCGAUAUGGCUGAUCAUCACCGGACGGGACGGUGCUGAUUAUGAGCGAAAGUAAAGACGAAUAAUGCGUUAUUACAGGCCAACAAUGCAGUCACUCAGGCGAGGGGACACCGCGACGCACCGCAAAACACUGGGAUAAGAGUUAUCCGACGGGUAAUAGGCAAUCUGGUGUGUUUUACGGCAAAGUAGUUGGAGGAACUUGUCGCAGUGGAUUCAUCCCAGCGUGUGCUGCCUGGAUUAUCAUACACAAGUGGAACAAUAGUCUCCUGCAGCACAAACACUAGCAGCCUGUGGGCUCCGCUGGUGUGGCUGAGAAGAUGGACAGGAUGAAGAUAAUCAAGCGGAGGCUGUCCAUGUCUCUACGUAGCGCUCGGCCCGUCGACGACUCCCUCUCCGAACUGGCAGAACAAAUGGCGUUGGACGAGCCGACCACAGCCAGGGACAAUGAGCCCAUGGUGGUGUGCGCCGUGCACCCUCCCGCCUCCCAUAGUGCUCCUUCCUUCCUGCGUCAAUAUGCUGGUCACCUGGGCCGCACCGCCCUGCGCAGAGAACCAGGUGGUGGGCUUGAAAGAGACAGAGCCUACCUGAGCCUGCACAGGACUGGAUCUCUGGGUAUCGUCCAUGAGAAUGUGAAGAUGGGUUCAGAUGGGGAGAGUGACCAGGCGUCUGGGACAUCUUCUGAUGAGGUCCAGAGUCCAGUCAGGGUCCGUAUGAGGAACAACCACCAUCGACGCAUCUCUAAUGAGGACAUAAACAAACGUUUGUCUCUCCCAGCUGAUAUCAGGCUACCGGAGGGCUACUUGGAGAAGUUUGCCAUGAACAGCCCGCCCUUUGACAAACCCAUGAGCCGCAGGCUACGACGCGCUUCACUGUCUGAAAUCGGCUUUGGGAAACUUGAGACCUACAUCAAACUGGACAAACUAGGAGAGGGGACCUACGCUACUGUGUUUAAGGGCCGAAGCAAGUUAACAGACAAUUUAGUGGCUCUGAAAGAGAUCCGACUGGAGCAUGAGGAGGGUGCGCCGUGCACAGCUAUCCGAGAAGUGUCUCUACUGAAAGACUUGAAGCACGCCAAUAUUGUCACCCUCCAUGACAUUAUCCACACUGACAAGUGCCUGACACUCGUGUUUGAGUACCUGGAAAAAGACCUGAAGCAGUACAUGGAUGACUGUGGCAGCAUCAUGAGUGUUCACAAUGUCAAGAUCUUUCUGUUCCAGCUGUUACGAGGUCUGGCGUACUGCCACAGAAGGAAGGUCCUCCACAGAGACCUUAAACCCCAGAACCUGCUCAUCAACGAAAAAGGAGAACUCAAACUGGCAGACUUUGGUUUGGCACGAGCCAAGUCUGUCCCUACGAAGACCUAUUCGAAUGAAGUCGUGACAUUAUGGUACCGACCACCAGAUGUGCUUCUGGGCUCCACUGAGUACUCUACACCCAUUGACAUGUGGGGUGUGGGCUGUAUCUUUUAUGAAAUGAUCACGGGCAGACCUCUCUUCCCUGGAUCGACCGUGGAGGAUGAGCUUCACCUCAUAUUCCGCAUCCUUGGUACUCCUACAGAAGAGACUUGGCCAGGUAUCACCACCAGUGAAGAGUUUAAGACAUACAAUUUCCCCCGAUACCACGCAGAACCCCUCGUCAACCACGCACCCAGAAUAGACAACGAUGGACAUGACUUGCUCUCAGUGCUUCUACAGUUUGAGGCUAAGAAGCGUGUAUCCGCUGAGGACGCUCUCAGACACUCGUAUUUUAGAAGUCUUGGAGAGCAGGUCCAAACACUGGCUGACACUGCAUCCAUCUUCUCCGUAAAAGGCAUUCAGCUCCAGAGAGAUCCAGGAAAGAGAUCCUCAGUCUAUCCAGAGUCAAUCCUGUUUAGGUUUCUGCAGCGAGAGAUGUAGCCUUUUUGUUAAGUCUCCCAGGGGAAGAGCAGGAGGCAGAGUGUGUUGUUUUAGUGCUGGCGGGGGCGCUGAGGUGAGGAGGACAGUGACACUUGGAGCUGUCCUGUCAGACAUACAUUCACUGACCCUGCCACACACACACUGAAGGAGCGACACACACUCUGCCGUAUAAAGACACACACACACACACAUAUUGAAGACAAAAACAAACACAUACACACAGCAUAACAAAAACAAAAUCACACAGAACUAAGGCUGAAGAAUUGAUACUUGACUUAAGAAAAAAUAAAGACUCGGUUCAACCCUAUAGACAGAAAAAUUAAAAUCGAGACAAGUGCGUGAUGCUCGAAGAAAAGUGGAAGAGUCCAAGUCUCUCCUUGCUGCUGCUACCACUGCUGUCCAGAAGAGGGCAGCGUUGUGGGCUGACUCGGGUUUUUGAACAGAACUUUGCUGCAUCAGUCCGCUGUGGGGAAGAAGGAAUGAAAGUGGACAUCAUUCAAAGGCAAAGAAAGAGAGAGGAGCCCCGUGGCUCCCUUUUGUGAUUUUUGUUUUUCUUUCGGACUGUCGUUGUACAUAAAGAGACUGAGAAGAACUGAGUAGAACUCUGCUUUUUCAUAACACGCCUCAGCCUGAAUCCAAACUCUGAAUAUUGCCCUUUGCACCUAAGCCCUAGACCCUCGCCUAACCUCUUGGCCCUUUAUUACAUGAUCUUUAAAAAUAUGACACACACACACACACACACACACACACACACACACACACACAAUCUCUCUCUCUCUCUCUCUCUCUCUCUUUUCUCAUUCUCUAUCUUUCUGAUUCUUUCUUAAAUACACAAACAAACAUGCACAUGCACACACACACACACACACACACACACACUUGAAAGUUCACUUGAAAGUUUAAAAGUGCGUAGAUCAUUGGAGUUUACAGAAAUAAACUUUAGCACCUUAUUGUCCGGUCAGGGUCAGGGUGGUCGUCAUUACGAUACCUCAUCAGUCACUCAAGCAGAGUAGGAUGUAAAGUACACACUAAAUAUUAGAGUGAAGAAGAAUCAAACAAAAUAAACCAAAAAAAAAAAAAACAACAACUCACUAUGGGAAAA